AUGGCUACGGUCCCCGCGGACGUGGCUCUCGUCGUCGUCCAAGGCUCUUUCCAAACCCCUCUUGUUUAUAAAGGCUUGACGGAUAGUUUGAAGACCCACGGAUAUCUCACGUUCCAGCCGGAGCUUCCGAGUUGCAGCAAUGUGGAUAGCCCCGAAUUCCCAUCGGUUACGCUAUCCGACGACUCAGCAGCCGUGGAGCGCGUGGUACGCCAUCUCGUCGACAAUGAAGGAAAGAGAGUCGUCAUCAUCAUGCAUUCCUACGGAGGCCUCGUUGGGAGCAACGCGAUUCCGGAAGAGCUAAGCUUCGCAAACCGCCAAGCUCGUAAUCUUCGAGGCGGAGUGAUACACCUCUUCUAUGUCGCAGCCUUCAUCCUAGGCGAAGGGCAAAGUGUCCUAGGGACGUUCGGCGAGUCCCCCAAUAAUGACGUUAAGCCAGACGGGCGAUUCUUCCUUAAGAAUGGAGGGGAGCUGCUGUACAACGACCUCCCACCUACGGAAGCAGCGCUCUGGGAAUCUCGCCUGAUUCCUCAGUCGCAUGCUGUUCAGAAAACCGAGCUCACCUACGCUGCAUACAAGUAUAUCCCUUCGACGUACUUGAUCUGUGAGAAGGACAAGGCUGCCCCGCCCCUAUUCCAGGAGAUGUUUGCCGGGUCUGCAGGAUCACAGGUUGUCGAGCGAUGCAGUGCCAGCCACUCGCCCAUGCUGAGCCAACUCGAUAUCCUCGUCACCAAGAUCAUUGAUGUGGUCAAAAAGGUGACAGCUUGAGUGCCCGCGGAGUUAUCACUCAGUUUAGGGGCUGAGAGCCAGUGGGAAAUGUUUUGAUAACAUUCGAUUAUGUAUGCAAUACAUUUGUUCAAAAGCAAUCAUGUUGCAUAUACAAAAUUGAGCUACGUGCAGUUAAAUGUACAAGUAUUAAUUAGGCGAGGUCGGAAAGUGCGGGUCAGAUCAUAUAAAGCCCUAAGCUGCUACCAUAGAACCUUGGUCUGCUUCCCUACCGGUACCAUUGACAAUGGAUCUGGAGCGGCGGAAUCCAGAAGGUGAAGGCUAUCUCAUGAAU
Messenger RNA from Trematosphaeria pertusa, 1057 nucleotides. Its product is annotated as catalytic protein. NCBI's taxonomy places the organism in Eukaryota, Fungi, Ascomycota, Dothideomycetes, Pleosporales, Trematosphaeriaceae. The transcript is spliced from 2 exons. The record is from RefSeq and is a predicted model, not a curated record. The coding region runs from base 1 to 765 and encodes 254 amino acids.